Molecule: messenger RNA, 3437 nt
Organism: Fusarium redolens
Lineage: Eukaryota; Fungi; Ascomycota; Sordariomycetes; Hypocreales; Nectriaceae
Exons: 1
Coding region: 249-3227 (992 amino acids)
Source: RefSeq, a predicted model, not a curated record
CCCUCUUGACUGCAUGAGGUUACAAGUAAAAUGCUGUAGUUAGGCGCCAAGGCAGAAUUGGGCUGCAUGCUACAGGGGUACAGAACGCCUCAGUUUCAACCAGAACUACGCCAAGGCAACAAACGUGGUUCGCCCAAGAGCCAGGCUGCACAGUUGCAAGUAAUAUCAAUAUGUGCUCGAUUCCCUCACCGUUCCAUGGCCAAAAUAGUUCCACCUGGAGGCUAUUGCUGCAACGUCCCAACUAAACAAUGACAAAUGUUUCCGCUCCCCCCAAAACGGCGGCAACGGAGCCGACAAUCGGUUCUGCGGCCGACCCGCAGCCGGCCCCGCCCAUCUCCAUCGCCGAUAACAUGUCUGAGUUUUCCGACUUCCACGAAAUAGGCAGUAUGCCCAUGUGUAUCGCCCUCGAUAAAUCGGGCAGCACGUACGGCGCAACCAUCGCCGCGGAGCUGGACGUGGUGCACCAGUUCUGCACCUUCCGCCAGGCUCAGCAACAUGCAGACUCCAACAGCGCCUCCGUCCAGGUUCUCCCAUGGUGCCACACGGCCCUGGAGCCCGUCAUCUUCCCCAAUAGCUAUGAGGCCCGGCGCAGGAUCGGGUCCGGCGGCGGCACGGAUCCAUCGUCGCUGUACCAGUCGCCGACGUGUCUCGCGUCGCUGCGGUCGGCGGGCAUAUGGGUCCUGAUGACGGAUGGCCAGAUCGAGAACAAGCUGGUGGAAAAUUUCGCGAAGGAGACGCUCGAGAUGUCGAUUCACAACAAGCCGUGCGUAAUCAUUGUCUUUGGCGACUCCAGCUACGGCCGCCCGGCCGCCUGCGACAUCUCGGUGGGCAUUGCCGUCUACGCCAACGUUCCGCACUGCCUGCUGCUCUUUCAUGACAUCCCAACGGGCAUCGUCCGGAUCCUGCAGGCCAAGGGUAACUUCCAAGGGUUGCUGCCGCUGUCUGCUGUUGGAAGCAGCGAGAGGAUCAAGCUGCGUGUCAACCAGUACACGGCCUGGCCAGAACUUCCUCGGGUCACGUACAAGGACUUGUUCUCUCUCGAGCUCUCCGUCAUACGCGACCUCGAGCCCGACGAAAUGGCCCUGCAAGACGGAUUGAUCGUCAACAUUCCCGACAUGCUCGCCGGUAACGUCGACGAAGCGACGAUUGAGAAGAUCAUCCACAACAGCGACAACGUCAGGAGCCUGGCCCUCGCCGCUCAGACGAAAGGCACCGGGAAGAAAGUGGCCGACUGGCUCAUCUCACACCAGCUCCCAGCCUCAGCACGGGCAAAGAAGCCCGUGGAUGUUGACCACAGAGCCCACAAGGCAAUCUCAGCACUUCUGGAGGCUCUCGGCUCUGCCAGCUCAAACGAAUCCGUGGCAGGUCUGCGGCGACAAGUUCGACAGGCGCACGCCAUGAACCUCAAGCUGCACAGGCGCAAACUCAAGGGUGACGCCGAUGAAUCCGAGGACGAAGCAAGGAAGACCAACCAGCGUCUUUACAAUGCCGCCAGGGCCAGUGCUAGACGCUUGCCAAAACGCCGCAAACAGACGCCAAAGGAUGCCGCGCCGGCAGUCCAAGAUCGGUCUCCGUCUCCCGGGCUCGAUAACUGGAACGUCGGCAACUGCGCCUAUGCGUCCGACAUGGAAUCGCCCCGAGACAACAACUCUCCCGUGGACUCCCCGCAGAUGGCACCCACGGUCCCUGUCCUUGAGCCAGCCUAUGCUUCUCAGCCUCUCCCGAAUCCAUUCUUGUAUCCCCCUCUGUUCUCGUCCUCGUCCGAGACUUAUACCCCUUUCUCCGACGGAGACUACGCUCUCACAGCAGGCGGCGGGAUGAUGGGUCAAGAAAGCUCGGCAUCAGACCCCUUCAGCUCUACUUUGCCAAGAGACCCUGUCUUCAACAGCAUUGACGUAAGUUAUGGUUUGGACAGCGAGAAAGCACCGGCUCUGGGGCCUUCGUGCCCCUCUAGUGAUGAGGAGUUAAUACUGAAUAACUCGGUCUCGGUCACCCAAGGCAGUAACAGUUUCCGGAGGUCAAGGAGUAGGAAGCUGCCAGGCAAGAGACGCUCCUAUACCAGGAGCCGAUCGCCCUCUCUCCGACGCUCCACGCGUGACCCGAUCCUCAUCCCGGGCUUCGAGCGGUUCAAGUCCUUAGACAAGGCCGGCAACGAGCUACGCGGUCGAUGCGCGCUCUGCCACUACGACGGCGCUGUGCUUACCAUGCUCUUGCGGGCGCCGCCGACAGGCCGGCCAACGGUAGGCUUCCCACGCGAAGGUGACAAUGCACAGAUCACGUUCCCUUUUGCCAUAGGUAGCUUUGCAGAGACCCGUGCCCUGUCUACGUUUGUCUGCUGCGACUCUUGUGCCUUCCACCUGGUACGCGUAGGCACAUCGCCGCUGGGCGACACCGUCAUCGCCGCGGUGCCGAUGGUGUCUCUCCGUCAGAACCAGGCGUCAGUCCUUGAAGCGCUGGACCUUGCCAUGCGCGGGCGGAUUGACUCAGAUGACUUGCUGGCUGUGUUUAUGGCUAUGUUAGAUGCCGAGUUGAACGACGCGGAUCGCCAUAUCAGCAGCGGCCAAGCCCACGCCGACAUUGCUCUGUUCCAAAGGAGCGCAGAAUGGCUUCAACACAAUCUGAAUACCCUCAUCGAGGUCCCGGCUACGCUUAGCCUCGAAUUCCAGCCCCAUAGCUCCCGGCCUCAGGAGAAGAAGGUCCUCUACGAGCUGCUGGAUUUGCCAGAGUUCCGGGACCCGGCUCAUCCGAACAACUAUGACUUGCUGUUGCUCCGAUAUCCCAUUCCCGGGUUCCUGGUCCUCCUUCGCCAGAUAAGCCUCCUCUAUCCCAUCUCGGAACACGGACAGACCUUGGCGUUCCACAAGCUCAUGCUCCUCAUCCUCGAGACGCUCAACGGCCCUCGCGCCUCGGCAAAGUCCCAGCUUGCAGUCGGCGACAUUCUGCGGCACGUUGAAGCAGCAAAAAUGCCCAUAUCUGCCCUUGAACUGGAACACAGGGGUCUUCUUGAGCCAGGCACACUGGAGGCUUUCAAACGAUGGCUGCACUUCGAGAGCUUCGCCCAAAGAUGCGGUCCGGCGCUGACCGUCUUCCUUCGCCACUGGCUUCGUGCCGGUUUCAGACAACAGUCUGCUGUGUCAGUUUUCAAUUUGCUCAAGAGGGACGAGACUAUUAGAGAUAUUUUCGUCGCGCCAUUGACAAUGAGUGCUAAUGAUCGGAUGGAUUCGUAGAGCUUGUAAUCUACUGUCUUUGUAAUUAAAUCAUUGGCGCAACGAAGCUUUAUAUCUAACUCCUAAACCUAUAUAUUAACUUUUCAGCAAAAGGCAUAGUUAUAGGCAGCAAGAAUGGCACUGAACUAUAUUGCCUACAUGUGAAUUUUUGUGUUAUUUACCAUAAUGCUGGGACUUGAAGCUUUUUUAGACCUCCAGCCUUAUAAACCU